AUGCCAAUCCCAUUGGCUUUAGCAGCUCCAGCAGCGUUGGCUGGUUUGGCAUACGCCAAUGCGAAACUUUCUUUGAGCUACGAUUAUCAAUUAUUGGGUGCUGCAUUAAAAGCAUAUUCCUUUACCAGCAAAAGAGAAAAAGAUGAUCGUCUUAACAUGUUUUAUGUACUCGAGGAGCAUGCGAAAGGAAAAUUUGCAAACGACACAUUCAUCAUAUUCGAAGGCAAGAAAUGGACAUUCAAGGAAACGUACGAUAUAGUCUUGAAAUAUGGAACAUGGCUGAAAAAUACCCAUAAUGUUAAGCCGGAGGAAAUCGUUGCUAUGGAUUUCACCAAUUCAGAUAAUUACUUCUUUCUGUGGUUUGGAUUAUGGAGUAUAGGUGCCAAACCGGCCUUCAUUAACUACAAUUUGACGGGCAAGGCAUUAUCCCAUUGUGUCAAAGUCUCCACUGCAAGGUUAUGUAUCGUGGAUCCAAUGGUCGAAGAGAAACUGACGCAGGAAGUUCGGGAUGAGCUUCCGGAUAUCUCUUUUCAAAUUCUCACUCCCGAUGUAGAGUCUACGAUCAUUUCCACUGAAGGUGUUCGAGAGCCGGAUUCUACCAGAUCCAAGCAAACAAAGUCAAUGAUCGGAAUGUUGAUAUACACCAGUGGUACUACAGGCUUACCAAAACCCGCAGUCCUGGCUUGGGGUAAGGCAAACUUUGGAUCGACUAUCAUGCCGAAAUGGAGCGGAUACAAACGACCCGAUGUCUUGUAUACUUGUAUGCCUAUGUACCAUUCUGCUGCUAGUGUUCUUGCUGUCUUAGCAGCUUUGAACAUGGGCGCAACAAUAUGUAUCGGCAGAAAGUUUUCCACAAAAACAUUUUGGAAGGAAGUUCGAGAAUCAAACGCGAAUGUUGUUCAAUAUGUCGGGGAAGUCUGUCGCUACCUCUUAUCCGCACCUCCUCAAUACGAUCCCGUGACAGGCGAAAAUCUAGACAAGAAAAAUAACGUUAGAAUGGCGUUUGGCAAUGGCCUAAGACCUGAUGUAUGGAACAAAUUCAAGGAACGAUUCGAUAUCAAGACUAUCGCCGAAUUUUACUCCGCUACUGAAGGUGCAGGAGCUGGCUGGAACUAUUCUAAUAACGAAUUUAGCAGGGGUGCAGUAGGUCGUAACGGAUUUAUUUACUGGCUCGUAUUGAGGAAAGGAUGGGCCGUGGUCGAGUUGGACGUUGAAACGGAACAACCCUAUCGAUCGAAAGGUACCGGAUUUUGCACCAAAGUACCUUAUGGAACUCCAGGAGAAAUGCUGUAUAAGCUUGAUCCCGCCGAUAUAAGUGCAGGCUAUCAAGGGUAUUUCAACAAUGAAAGCGCCUCCGAUAGUAAAGUAUUACGAAACGUUUUCGAAAAGGGUGAUGCAUGGUUUCGAACAGGCGAUAUUAUGACAUGGGAAAAUGGUGAAAAUGUCUUCUUCAAUGAUCGAAUCGGUGAUACAUUCCGCUGGAAAUCGGAAAAUGUAUCAACAAACGAAGUAGCAGAAGCGUUAUCCACUCAUCCGGCUAUUCAGGAGGCAAAUGUCUAUGGAGUUUCCCUGCCCCAUCAUGAUGGACGAGUAGGUUGUGCAGCUGUUAUUCUAAAAGAUCACAAUCCAAACAUUAUGAAGGAUUUGGCGAUCCAUGCGAAAAAGUCACUGCCAAGCUAUGCGGUACCAGUGUUUUUGAGAGUUAAGAAAGAGGGAGAGGAAAUGGAGAUUACCGGGACGGUAAAGAUGGUUAAACAUGUGAUUCGGAAGCAGGGGGUGGAUCCGAAGGCGAUCGAAGAGAGUGGGGAUCAGAUGUGGUGGUUGAGAGGGGAUGAAUAUGUAAAGUUUGGAGAGAAGGACUGGAAUGAAUUGAAUGGGGGGAAGGUUAAACUUUAG
Molecule: messenger RNA, 1896 nt
Organism: Botrytis deweyae
Lineage: Eukaryota; Fungi; Ascomycota; Leotiomycetes; Helotiales; Sclerotiniaceae
Exons: 3
Coding region: 1-1896 (631 amino acids)
Molecular function (GO): long-chain fatty acid transmembrane transporter activity; long-chain fatty acid-CoA ligase activity
Source: RefSeq, a predicted model, not a curated record